AUGGAUUUGGGAGGCUACCUAGGGAACUCGCAAGUAACUGGUUUCUCGGUUGGAUUUUGGAGGCUCUUCAAGGAUCUGCAGGUCAAAAGGGUAACUGGUGGAUUUGGAAGCUCUUUAGGAUCUGCAAGUACAGGAACUGAUGGAUUUGGAAGUUCUUUAGGAUCAGGUUUUGGCAGCACUACUGGAUCUUUAGUGGGAGACUCUUCCACUGCAGGUUAUGGAGGUUCCUCAACUGCAGGACUUGGUGGUUCUUCAGACUCUGUUCUUGGUGGAAUUAGUGUUACUCCUGGAUCUGACUUCGGCAGUUCUCUAGGAUCUGGUUUCAGUACAACUGUAAGUACUAUUUCACCAGGAACCCCCUCAGGAGCCAGUUUUGGUGGAUUUGGAAGCUCUUUAGGAUCUGCAAGUACUGAUACUAGUGGAUUUGGAAGCUCCCUAGGAUCUUCAAGUACUGGUUCUAGUGGAUUUGGAGGCUCUUUAGGAUCUGCAAGUACUGGCACUGGUGGAUUUGGAAGCUCUUUAGGAUCUGCAGGUACAGGAACUGAUGGAUUUGGAAGCUCUUUAGGAUCAAGCUUUGGCAGCACUAGUGGAUCUGGAUCAGGAGGUUCUUCAAGUGCUGGUUAUGGAGGUUCCUCAGCCUCAGGACAUGGCGGUUCUCUAGACUCCAACCUUGGUGGAAUCAAUGUUACACCUACUUCUGACCUUGGCAGUUCUUUGGGAUCUGGUUUCAGUACAACUGUAAGUACCAUUUCUCCAGGAACCUCGCCAGGAACUAGUUUUGGUGGUUCCUCUGGUUUGGGAACUGGAUUUGGAAGCUCCCUAGGAUCUGCAAAUACUGGUAUUGGUGGGUUUGGAAGCUCAUCAGGAUCUGCAGGUACAGGUACUGAUGGAUUUGGAAGCUCCUUUGGAUCUGCAACUACUGGUGGAUUUGGAAGCUCCUCAGGAUCUACAAGUACUGGUACAGGUGGCCUUGGAAGCUCUUUAGGAUCAGGUUUUGGCAGCAUUACUGGAUCUGGGGUAGGAGAUUCUUCAGCAGCAGGACAUGGCAGUUCUUUAGACUCCAAUCUUGGUGGAAUUAGCGUUACUCCUGGCAGUUCCUCAGGAUCUGGUUUUGGCACAACUCCAAGUACUGUAAUUACUGCUUCGUCGGGUCCUGGGACAAGUUUUGGUGGUUCCUCAGGAUCUGGAUUUGGUCAAACUUCUACAUCAGGACUAGGUGAAUCUUCUGUAAGUUCUUUUGGAGGAUCCUCUGGAUUUGGCACUGGUGACUCUUCAGGUUCUUUAGGUUCUGACUUUGAUAUCUCUUCAACUGUAGAUGUCAGAGAUUCUAUUGGUAGCUCACCAGGCGGUGAAUUUACCAUCUCCUCUGGAUCUGGAUCUGGAUCUGGCUUAAGUGGUUCAUCUUUAGGUAUUUCUGGAGGCUUGAGUGGACAGUUUGGUGGUUCUUCCAGUGGUGCCAUUGGCAGUCCUUCAAGUACAAGUACUAGAGAUUCACUUAGUGGUUCAUCUACAAGCGGAUUUGGUGGACUAUCUGGAGGAAAUUUAGGUGGAUCAUCUACUGGUGGUUUUGGAGGAGCCUUAAGUGGAAGUAAUGGAAGAUCUUCAGGAGUGGCAUUUGGUGGUUCCUCUCCUGCAGAAUAUGGGGGUGUUAGUACAGGUGUUGGUGGUUCGACUGCGGCUAGAUUAGGAAGCUCUCUAGGAGGAAGCUCAGUUAGCUUAUCACCUGGUGGAUUUGGGGGAACUUCUAGUGGAACUUUUAGUGGCUCAACUACUAGUGCAAAAGUAGGGUCUCUUAGAGGAAGCUCUGUUGGAUCACCUAUUAGUGGCCAAGGAGGGUUUUCUAGUGGGGGUGCUGGCGGAUCUAGGGGAUCAUUAGUUGGAAACUUAGCUGCAGCUUCUAGAGGAUUCGAUGGCCCUUCAGCACCUGCAGUCCCUAUCCUUGUGGAUGAACGUGACGGGCCUCAUGGUGACGGUGUUUACAGCUUCAGAUUUGAGACUGGUGAUGGCAUUCUUCGUCAAGAGCAGGGAUUUCCACAAGGUGAAACAGGAUCUGUGGCACAGCAAGGGGCUUGGUCAUUCACGUUCCCAGAUGGAACUCCAGCUAACUUCCAGUUUGUUGCUGAUGAAGGCGGCUUCCGCGUAGAAUCUGACCUCCUGCCAACUGCUCCCCCUCUUCCAGCUCAUGCUAUUGCUCAGAUUGAGAAGGCAGCUCUAGAGGAUGCUGCUGCCGCUGCUAGUGGAAACCGCGGUACAUUUGAAGGAUCUCAGUUUGCUGGUUCUGGAUCUGGUUUUGGAAUCCAGCCAUCAGGUUCCAGCCGUGGAUCUCAAGUAUCUGGUAUUGGGUCUGGAUCUCAAUUUUCAAGUUCAGGUUCUGGGUCCCGGUCACCUGGCUCUCCUUCUCAGUUAUCUGCCUCUGGGUCUCGUCAAUCGAUCCAACCCGUGCCAAGUCUCGUAUCUCGAUCCCCAAGCAAGACCUAUGGAUUGCCAUAACUGACGGUGAAGCACAUUCGAUAAUGCUCACUACUAUGUGAUACUCUGUGGCAUGACAACUUUGUACUGCUGAACCUUACCCUUACGUUCCUUCCCUACUUUUAUGAAUCAUAUCAUUAUAAAAUACGCAAUGGUGGUAUGACAAAUGUUUGUGUCUAGUCACUCAAAGCUUUGGCAUUCUGAUGAUCUAUUUUCAUACGGACACUCAAGACAGAUCCCCUGUACUGUUAAUUAUAUAAUAAAAAAAAAUAAAACUUUUACUGUUCGAA
Molecule: messenger RNA, 2759 nt
Organism: Macrobrachium nipponense
Lineage: Eukaryota; Metazoa; Arthropoda; Malacostraca; Decapoda; Palaemonidae
Product: loricrin-like
Exons: 3
Coding region: 1-2490 (829 amino acids)
Cellular component (GO): chitin-based extracellular matrix
Molecular function (GO): structural constituent of chitin-based larval cuticle
Source: RefSeq, a predicted model, not a curated record